Molecule: messenger RNA, 1054 nt
Organism: Cladocopium goreaui
Lineage: Eukaryota; Dinophyceae; Suessiales; Symbiodiniaceae
Source: the annotation of a GenBank genome assembly
AAGCAGCGCAGAACCUUCGGCCAUGGCUUACGCCCCGAAAUAUGACGGCUUUGGAGGAGGAUGGGGAACCGUCAUCGGCGGCAACACCGCAAACCCCAGCAGCUCGGGUACUGCCACGGCCAUGGGGACCAUGCAGACAGCGGCCUUGCCAACGCAGGCUUUGGGAAGCGUCCAAGGAGCAGCCUUUCAGAGGCAGAACUUUGGUAACACCGCUGCCAUGGCCACACAGAACAUUGCAGACAUGCAGUUUCAAACCGUGGCUCCGGAUGUGAUGAAAACACAACCGGCUGGAACCUAUGCGGCCAACACUUACGAUCCAAUGGCUACAAGAGCACCGCAGACGCAAGCUGAUGCUUACAGUUACGGUGGAUCGGGCUAUGGUGGAUCGGGCUGUGGCCGACCCAGUGCCUAUGGCACCCAGAACAUGGCUGGUGGCUGCAGUGGCCCUGGCGGCGGUGGCUAUGGGCCCGGUGGCUAUGACGCCUAUGGUGGCGCUUAUCCCACCCAGGGCACCUAUGGUGGAUCCGGCUAUGGCCAAGCCGGUGCUGCCUAUGGCGGAUCUGGCUGUGGCCAAGCUGCCUACGGUGGAUCUGGCUAUGGCUAUGGAGGGUAUGGCUAUGGUGGCCCUCAACCUGGCUAUGGUGGCUAUGGUGGAGGCUGUGGUGGCGGUUGUGGUGGAGCAGGGUAUGGCAACUAUGGAUAUGGUGGGAGCCAAGGAGUGGCUCCCUAUGCUGGAUAUGACAGGGGCUAUGGAGGUAUGAACGAAAUGGCUGCCACGCAGCAGCUGUCAGCGCAACAGGUUUACAGCCGAGAGGUUCCUGGCUCCUUCGCAGCUCCUGGUGGUCCAGGCUACAGUGCCUACGUUAGCGGCGCUGGCGCUGGCUUUUCUGGGCAUCGGGACCAGAUGCCCAUGGGUCGGAAACCCGGACGCACUCGCAGGAGCAUUUGCUGCUGAGCAGGUGUUGGCUGUGGAUCUCUCAGCACUGGCACAGUCAUCAGAUAAGGCACAGGUAUCACAGGUGGUGCCCUCUGGUAAUCACACAUGGCAAUUUUG